AUGUGUGCAAUCUUUACAAAAAGAUCUAGAGUAACAAGUGAAGCGUUUUGGAGAGCUGGAGUGAAUCAUUGCCCAGAAGGAGCUGCUUUUGCAGGGGACCAAAGAAACAAAGGAAGCCCUUCUUCAGGAGCUCUGUUCCCGAAAGAGGAGCACAGCUUUAAACUGAGAGAAAUACAGAGCAAGACAGUGCAAGAAAUUGAGCAACUGACGUUACAGUUAACCAAAAGCCACAAAGUGGAGCUUCAAAAGGUGCAUCAGCAGGCGGAUGAGUUGAGAUCAGCUGCUCUCAGUGACCGAGCUCAGACUCACAAACAGAGCCUGGAGUCCUUACACAACUGCAUCCAGAUGAAAGAUGAGGAGAUAAAGAGACUCAAAGAGGCUCUAGAGCAGCAUGAGGAGAAGAUGAGGAGGCAAGCAGAAGAUCUCAAAAGAGAAACUCAGGAAAAGAUUCGAAGGGCUGUGAAACGAGAGGAAAGGAAGUGGGAGGAACAGAGAGAUGAGGCUCUUAAAGAGCAGCGUGGGACUCUGGAGCAGCAAAUAGAGGAGGCAGUGAGGAGAGGGAGAAUAGAAGUGGAGAAGGAGAGAAGGAAUGCACUGGUCUUACAGAGUAAAGUGACUGAGCUUCGGAAACAUUUAAUAUUAGAGUAA
Messenger RNA from Cyprinus carpio (common carp), 648 nucleotides. RefSeq names its product golgin subfamily A member 6-like protein 7. The transcript is spliced from 6 exons. The record is from RefSeq and is a predicted model, not a curated record. NCBI's taxonomy places the organism in Eukaryota, Metazoa, Chordata, Actinopteri, Cypriniformes, Cyprinidae. Bases 1 to 648 code for a protein of 215 amino acids.